Molecule: messenger RNA, 899 nt
Organism: Papilio machaon (common yellow swallowtail)
Lineage: Eukaryota; Metazoa; Arthropoda; Insecta; Lepidoptera; Papilionidae
Gene: Josd
Product: josephin-1
Exons: 4
Coding region: 168-884 (238 amino acids)
Biological process (GO): protein deubiquitination
Molecular function (GO): cysteine-type deubiquitinase activity
Source: RefSeq, a predicted model, not a curated record
UUAAAAUUGUCAAGUUUAUGAUUUAUAAUACACAAAAUAAUUAUAUUGCACUGAAUUAAACUAAUGUCUCAUAUUAAAGUAUACAAUAGUAUGUGUAGCAAUAUAUUGUAGAGUAGAUUACAAUGAGGUUUUGUGUUACAAUAUCGUGUUAGUAUAAAAUAGAAGAGAUGAAUUCUAAAACGCCGAUUUAUCACGAAAAGCAGGUUAAAGAGCUAUGCGCCUUGCAUGCGCUUAAUAAUUUAUUUCAGAUGCGCAACACAUUUUCCAAGUCUGAAUUGGAUUCAAUAUGCAGCAGACUAUCACCAAAUGUUUGGAUCAAUCCUCACAGAUCAAUGCUGGGUCUGGGGAAUUAUGAUAUUAAUGUCAUAAUGGCUGCACUGCAGAAAAAAGGUUGUGAAGCUGUCUGGUUUGAUAAGAGAAAAGAUCCAGGAUGUCUGGAUUUGUCAAAUAUUUGUGGGUUCAUACUGAAUGUACCAUCAGACUACAAGCUAGGGUUUGUAAUGCUACCUCUCCGUCGACGUCACUGGAUCACAAUCAGACAGAUCCAGGGCAAUUUCUAUAAUCUAGAUUCUAAACUAGACACACCCACUUUGAUUGGAAGGAGCACAGAUCUGAUUGCAUAUUUAAAAGAACAGUUGGAGUGCAAAGAGAAGGAACUAUUUGUAGUAGUAAGUAAAGAAGUAGAGGAGAAACAGCUUUGGAUGCAUCAGUACACGUUGCCGAACCACAUCCUAGACCUUUCUCACACCAAUAAUGUUCACGAGAACCAUUGUGACGUUACACCUGACAGUAUAACAUCAAAUGACAGCAAAAGUCAUGAAGUAGAGUGCCUCAAACUUACCGAAGUGACAAACUGUGUUGCCAUAAAAGAAAAUAAUGUUUAAGUGGUAAUUUUUAAA